Molecule: messenger RNA, 2172 nt
Organism: Parastagonospora nodorum SN15
Lineage: Eukaryota; Fungi; Ascomycota; Dothideomycetes; Pleosporales; Phaeosphaeriaceae
Exons: 6
Coding region: 1-2172 (723 amino acids)
Biological process (GO): regulation of DNA-templated transcription
Cellular component (GO): nucleus
Molecular function (GO): transcription cis-regulatory region binding; zinc ion binding; DNA-binding transcription factor activity, RNA polymerase II-specific
Source: RefSeq, a predicted model, not a curated record
AUGAAGCUGGAAAGGCGCUACUCGUAUAUUGCUCUCGGUGCUGUGAUUGGUGAGUCAUGGGCCUGUCAGUUCUGCCCGCUCCUCAAGUUCAGCGGCAUCCUGCAGAAGCUUGCAUGCUUGACGGUCGCUGGGAACACAUGGUUGCGCGGCUCGAGUUUCAAGCGCUCUGCUUCGAGCGACGACGACAACGAAAAUGGCGAUGGAGACACACGGCCUUCGUCCUCGCGGCGCAACACCGCCGUGAAGCGCGCCUGCAAUGAAUGUCGCCAGCAGAAGCUCAAGUGCAAUGUCCAGCAAGACCCCUUCGUAAGCUGCAACCGAUGUCUCAAGCAGAACCUCCGAUGCGUCAUCGAACCCAACUUCAAGCGCGUCGGCAAGCGCAAUCGCAAUGCCGAAAUGGAGAAGGAGAUGGAAUAUCUGAGGGAGCGCCUGGCCAUAUACGAAGGAUCGCAAGCGCUCUCGGGCCAGCCGACCUUGAACGCUCCGCACCCGCCGCGCGACAGCAAUACCUUCAGCACCGGUAUCACGCCCAAGGUAGAGGACGAGGCCUUUCUCCAGACACAGCACCAGCAGGUGGCAGCAACCUCAUUAUUAGACCUCAGGAGCGGAUCGCCCAUGUUCUAUCCGCUGGGAUCAGGCGAGAACCAUGUUCGCCUCAGCCACAGCGAAGUCAACGAGCUCUUCACCGAGUACUUUCAGCUAUACCAUCCCUUCCUGCCCUUCCUGGACCAAGUGCGCUCUCCGGACGAGUAUCAUUCGCAGGACCACAAACUCCUGUUCUGGGCGAUCAUUAGUGUUGCCGCUCGUCGCUAUGGGGGCCGACCCGGCCUCCUGAAGGACCUCGCGAAGCCACUCACAGACCUCAUCUGGGACUCCAUCCGGAAUCAGCCAAAUCACCACGUUGUGAAGGCGCUCUGCCUGCUCUGUACCUGGCCAAUCCCUGCGGAACGAACUGUUACGGAUCCUACCUUCAUACUAUGCGGCGCCAUGAUGCAGGUCGCCAUGCAGAUUGGGCUGCAUCAGCCGACACAUGCGCAAGACUUUGCUAGGACCAAGGUUCGAUUACGGCAAGAAGACAUCAACGACCGACUGCGGACCUGGGCGGUCUGCAAUACCGUAGCCCAGACUGUCUCCACAGGGAAUGGCCAGCCUUCGAUAACGCUCUAUAACUCGACUCUCGAGUUUAAGACAGAGGACGAAAACGAUAUGCUGAUCUUGCCACCAACCUUGUUUGUCCGACUACGGCAGGAGAGGGCAGCAGACCGCAUAGGCAGACAUCUUUUUUCCACGCACAAAAACUGGACCGAGGACGCAGCGAUUAUCUAUCUGAACAUGGAGGCCGAGCGACUGAAAGCUGAACGCAUUGCCGUGGACGGAGUGGAUAUUGAUCUCGAAGAACUCUAUCACUGCGCGGUCGCGCUGCACAUGCACCUCUACUCAUUCUUCAUUAAGGACCUCCGUUUAGAACGGCGCGAAGACCUGGUUGCGCUUUACUUUGCGGCCACUGGCUUCCUUGACCGUGUGUUCAAGCUCAAUCGUGAUAACAAGCUUCUCUUCGUUCCAUACUACAUUAUGCAGAUGUCGCUCGCUGGUGGAUUUGCUCUGCUGAAGAUUCUCAAUUCCGACUUUGCCAGCCGACUCCCUCCGGACAAAGUCGAAGUGCUGCGGAAAGCCAAGGUGUGGCCCAACGAUCUCUUGGACCGCUUCGCCGAGGUUCUAGCUCAGCUGUGGAAAGAGAGCUCGCGAGGACGGAGCCUGCAUAGCAUGUCGCAGUCGCCCUCUGUCAGCAACGCUGGCAUGACGCUGAACUACCAAAUGCAACAAGCGCAGCAAUCGCCCGUCCAGCAACACAGCCAACAUCAGCGACGAAGCAGCGCAGGCCUAGCCGACGACCCGCUCGGCCUCAUAGUCCGGAGCCGAAAGAGCAUGAGCGUAGUCUUCGACUGCGUGUGGCGCUGGCGGGAAGCCCAAGUCAGCGGUGCCGCAGACCAGCUCGACAGCACCGUCAUGACGAAUCCCACAAACCCGGAUUCAUCCUCCAACUCGACGCCUCCGCCAGACGCGAUUGUAGAGAACCCGGCUCAUAGUCUGCCCAAUUUCAACCCGCAUCUCAAUACGCUUAGUAUGCCGCUCACAGCUUCCUCAGGGUCUGGCGAGCGCGAACAGUUUUGA